CUUUCUUCGUUACAGGUUUGUCUGGUUCAGAGGUAUUUGCCUAGAGGGAAGGAACACUCCCCUGGACCCCCCUGCCUGACCCUCCUUCGUGAAGUUAAAAGGACUGGCUUUCUACACUCUCAACUCAUUCCUUCUCCAGCCUGAGCAGCAAAGCACUACACCGAAGCACCAUGAGUUAUGCCAGCAUGUCAGGGGGCUCCAUGAGAAUCAGCUCUGUCCACGGUAUGUCCAGCGGUGGAGGUCGUAUCAGCAGUGGGAGAGCCAUGAGUGUCUACGGUGGAGCAGGAGAUGUUCGCAUCUCAAGUGGCUACUCUGGCAGCUCCAGUAACUUCGGCAGUGGCUUCGGCGGUGGCUUCGGCGGUGGCUUCGGCGGUGGCUUCGGCGGUGGUUUUGGCGGUGGUGCGUCUUCUGGAGGUGGCUUUGACCUGUCUGAUGCCAUGGAUCUGUCUACAAAUGAGAAGGCCACCAUGCAGAACCUCAACGAUCGUCUGGCUGCCUACCUGGAGAAGGUGCGCUCCCUGGAGAAGGCCAACGCUGAGCUGGAGCUGAAGAUCCGCCAGUUCCUCGACGGCAAGACCUCCCCUAAGUCUCGGGACUACUCUGCUUACUACACCACCAUCAGUGACCUUCAGGGCAAGAUUCAGGAGGCUAUGACAAUAAAUGGUGCCAUCUAUCUCCGCAUUGACAAUGCCAAACUAGCAGCUGAUGACUUCAAACUCAAGUAUGAGAAUGAGCUGGCUUUGAGACAGUCUGUGGAGGCAGACAUCAGUAGACUAAGGAGAGUUCUGGAUGAGAUGACCUUGAGCAGGGCAGACCUCGAGACACAGAUUGAGGGGCUUAAGGAUGAACUUAUCUACUUAAAGAAGAACCAUGAAGAGGAACUCCUAGCAGCACGCACUCAGAUGGGUGGUCAGGUCAACGUGUCAGUGGACGCUCCUCCACAGCAAGACCUGGCUGCCGUCAUGGAGGGAAUCCGAGAACACUAUGAGUCUGUGGCUGCAAAGAAUCUCAAAGAGGUUGAGAACUGGUUCCAGGGCAAGUGUGACACACUAGGCAAAGAAGUUGCUGCCAGCACAGAAACAGUCCAGACAUCCAAAACUGAAAUUACAGAACUCAAGCGAACACUCCAGAGUCUUGAAAUCGAGUUGCAAUCUCAACUUAGCAUGAAAGCAUCUCUUGAGGCAACCUUGGCUGAAACACAGAACCGCUACGGCAAUAUGCUAGUCAGCAUCCAGUUACAGGCCACCAGUCUGGAGGAACAUCUGGCACAGCUGAGGGCAGACAUGGAGCACAAGAAACAAGAAUACAAUAUGCUCCUGGACAUCAAGACCAGACUGGAGAUGGAGAUUGCAGAAUACAGGAGACUGCUGGAUGGAGAGGGUGGUGGCAGUUCAUCAUCAGCCACAUCAUCAUCAUCAUCAUCAACAACUCGUAAGGUGGUGAUUGUUACAGAGGAAGUGGUGGAUGGUAAAGUAGUCAGCUCAACCUCUACCUCCUCCACUUCUGCAGUCAAAUCAAAAUAAGGAAGACCCUACACAUUCUGAAGCCUCACUUGGUGACACAAAAAUAUCAAGCCCUGUGAAGCCCUUCCUCAGUGCUCAUAGAGAACAAUAAAAUCAAAAGAGCAAGCAAUAA
Molecule: messenger RNA, 1635 nt
Organism: Electrophorus electricus (electric eel)
Lineage: Eukaryota; Metazoa; Chordata; Actinopteri; Gymnotiformes; Gymnotidae
Product: keratin, type I cytoskeletal 13-like
Cellular component (GO): cytoskeleton
Molecular function (GO): structural molecule activity
Source: RefSeq, a predicted model, not a curated record